GAAGAGGCGGGGCUGGUUGCAGUGCGGCGUUGUGGUCCGUACUCCUCUCUAGUACUAGCUAUCUGGUCUCGCUUCGCCUUGCCUCUUUCGUCCUUUUCUCCCCCCCCACUGCCACCAUGGUGAAGGAGCAGUUCAGGGAGACGGACGUGGCCAAGAAGAUAAGCCACAUUUGUUUUGGGAUGAAGUCUCCCGAGGAGAUGCGCCAGCAGGCCCACAUCCAGGUGGUUAGCAAGAACUUGUACAGCCAGGACAACCACCACGCCCCACUACAGUAUGGCGUUCUGGACCACCGCAUGGGUACCAGUGAAAAGGACCGUCCAUGUGAAACAUGUGGGAAGAAUCUUGCUGACUGUUUGGGGCAUUAUGGCUACAUUGACUUGGAACUGCCAUGUUUCCAUGUUGGCUACUUUAAAGCUGUGAUAGGUAUCUUACAGAUGAUUUGCAAAACCUGUUGCCGCAUUAUGCUGACCUCAGAGGAAAAAAAACAGUUUUUGGAUUAUUUGAAGAGACCUGGCUUGACAUACCUCCAGAAACGAGGACUGAAAAAGAAAGUCUCUGAAAAGUGCAGGAAGAAAAGUAUCUGUCCUUACUGUGGGGCUUUUAAUGGUACUGUGAAGAAAUGUGGUUUAUUGAAGAUAAUCCAUGAGAAGUACAAGACCAAUAAGAAAGUGGUGGAUCCAGUUGUAUCCAAUUUCCUUCAGUCUUUUGAAGCUGCUAUAGAAAAUAACAAAGAAAUAGAGUCCUUGCUGGGGAGAGCUCAGGAGAACUUGAACCCUUUAAUAGUGCUGAACCGCUUUAAAAGGAUACCGGCAGAAGAUAUUCCUCUGCUUCUGAUGAACCCAGAGACAGGAAAGCCUUCAGAUUUGAUUCUGACACGACUCUUGGUGCCUCCCUUAUGUAUUCGACCAUCUGUAGUGAGUGACUUGAAGUCUGGCACCAAUGAAGAUGACUUGACAAUGAAACUGACAGAAAUUAUUUUCCUUAAUGAUGUAAUAAAAAAGCAUAGGAUAUCAGGAGCCAAAACACAGAUGAUAAUGGAAGACUGGGACUUCCUGCAGCUGCAGUGUGCUCUCUACAUUAACAGCGAGCUCUCUGGAAUUCCCCUUAACAUGGCACCUAAGAAAUGGACCAGAGGAUUUGUUCAGAGGCUGAAGGGGAAGCAGGGUCGGUUUAGAGGCAACCUGUCUGGAAAGCGAGUUGACUUCUCAGGCAGAACAGUUAUCUCCCCUGAUCCUAACUUAAGAAUAGACGAGGUGGCAGUACCUGUUCAUGUUGCCAAAAUAUUAACAUUUCCUGAAAAAGUGAACAAAGCAAACAUAGAUUUCUUGAGGAAACUUGUUCGCAAUGGUCCUGAGGUUCACCCUGGAGCCAACUUCAUUCAGCAAAGGCACACACAGAUGAAAAGGUUUUUGAAAUAUGGCAACCGAGAGAAGAUGGCUCAGGAGCUGAAAUUUGGGGACAUUGUGGAACGACAUCUUAUAGAUGGGGAUAUAGUAUUGUUCAACCGACAGCCCUCUCUCCACAAGCUGAGCAUUAUGGCCCACAUAGCUAGAGUAAAACCACACAGGACUUUCAGGUUUAAUGAAUGUGUCUGUACACCAUACAAUGCAGAUUUUGAUGGAGAUGAGAUGAACCUUCAUCUUCCCCAAACAGAAGAGGCCAAAGCAGAAGCACUUGUUCUGAUGGGGACCAAAGCAAACUUAGUAACUCCAAGAAAUGGAGAGCCUCUCAUUGCUGCUAUACAAGAUUUUCUUACAGGUGCCUAUCUGCUUACGCUAAAAGACACCUUUUUUGACAGAGCCAAAGCCUGUCAAAUUAUUGCUUCUAUCCUGGUUGGCAAGGAUGAGAAGAUUAAAGUUCGCCUUCCACCCCCUGCAAUCCUAAAGCCUGUAACCCUCUGGACAGGAAAGCAGGUCUUCAGCCUCAUUCUCAAACCUAGUGAUGACUGUCCUGUAAAAGCCAACCUCCGGACCAAGGGCAAACAGUAUUGUGGCAAAGGGGAAGACUUGUGUACUAAUGAUUCUUAUGUUACAAUCCACAAUAGUGAGCUGAUGAGUGGCAGCAUGGACAAAGGAACUUUAGGAUCUGGAUCCAAGAACAAUAUCUUUUACAUUUUGCUGAGGGACUGGGGUCAGGUAGAAGCUGCAGAUGCUAUGUCACGAUUAGCCAGGCUUGCACCUGUCUAUCUCUCUAAUCGUGGAUUCUCAAUUGGGAUUGGUGAUGUCACCCCAGGCCAGGGACUGCUAAAAGCCAAGUAUGAACUUCUGAAUGCUGGCUAUAAGAAAUGUGAUGAAUACAUUGAAGCUUUAAACACUGGCAAACUGCAGCAGCAGCCUGGCUGUACUGCAGAAGAAACCUUAGAGGCUUUAAUUCUUAAAGAGCUCUCUGUUAUCAGAGACCACGCUGGCAGUGCCUGUCUCAGAGAAUUGGACAAGAGUAACAGUCCCCUUAUCAUGGCUCUCUGUGGUUCUAAAGGUUCCUUUAUUAAUAUAUCCCAGAUGAUUGCCUGUGUAGGGCAGCAGGCUAUCAGUGGGUCACGAGUCCCUGAUGGAUUUGAAAAUCGGUCUCUACCUCACUUUGAGAAGCAUUCCAAGCUUCCAGCAGCAAAAGGUUUUGUUGCCAAUAGUUUCUAUUCUGGGCUGACUCCUACAGAGUUUUUCUUCCACACCAUGGCUGGUCGGGAAGGUCUUGUUGAUACAGCUGUAAAAACAGCCGAAACUGGAUAUAUGCAGAGGCGGCUGGUGAAAUCACUUGAAGAUCUUUGCUCUCAAUAUGACCUGACUGUUAGAAGUUCUACUGGUGACAUUGUUCAAUUCAUUUACGGAGGAGAUGGUUUAGAUCCAGCAGCCAUGGAAGGGAAGGAUGAACCCUUGGAGUUCAAACGGGUUCUGGACAAUAUCAGAGCAGUUUAUCCAUGUCAGAGUGAACCAGCUCUUAGUAAAAAUGAAUUGGUAUUAACUGCCGAGUCCAUCAUGAAAAAGAAUGAAUUCCUCUGCUGCCAAGACAGUUUUUUACAGGAGAUUAAAAAAUUCCUCAAAAGUAUUUCUGAAAAGAUCAAGAAAACCAGGGACAAGUAUGGUAUUAAUGACAAUGGCACAACAGAGCCACGUGUCUUGUACCAAUUGGAUCGAAUUACCCCAACACAACUAGAGAAGUUUCUAGAGACUUGUAGAGACAAAUAUAUGAGGGCACAGAUGGAGCCUGGGUCUGCAGUUGGGGCACUAUGUGCUCAAAGUAUUGGUGAGCCUGGCACACAGAUGACCUUGAAGACUUUCCACUUUGCUGGUGUUGCUUCCAUGAACAUCACUCUGGGUGUACCACGAAUCAAAGAAAUCAUUAAUGCCUCCAAAGCAAUUAGCACACCUAUUAUCACAGCACAGUUGGAUAUAGAUGACGAUUCAGAUUUUGCCCGUCUGGUUAAGGGAAGAAUUGAGAAAACCUUAUUAGGAGAGAUAUCGGAGUACAUCGAAGAAGUGUUUCUUCCAGAUGACUGCUUUAUUCUGGUCAAACUCUCUUUGGAGCGGAUCAGAUUGCUGAGACUAGAGGUGAAUGCAGAGACUGUACGAUACUCUAUUUACAUAUCGAAGCUAAGAGUAAAGCCAGGGGAUGUUGCUGUUCAUGGAGAGGCAGUUGUGUGUGUGACCCCUCGUGAGAACAGCAAGAGUUCAAUGUAUUAUGUCUUGCAGUCCCUGAAAGAAGAGCUGCCAAAGAUUGUAGUGCAGGGUAUCCCAGAGGUGUCUCGAGCUGUCAUUCACAUUGAUGAACAAAGUGGGAAGCAGAAAUACAAACUUCUGGUGGAAGGUGAUAACCUACGAGCUGUCAUGGCCACCCAUGGGGUCAAAGGAACUAAGACGACAUCUAAUAAUACUUAUGAGGUUGAAAAAACACUGGGCAUUGAAGCUGCUCGGACUACUAUUAUCAAUGAGAUUCAGUACACUAUGGUAAACCAUGGUAUGAGCAUUGAUAGGAGGCAUGUUAUGCUGCUCUCGGAUCUGAUGACAUACAAGGGUGAAGUCCUUGGCAUUACUAGGUUUGGCCUGGCAAAGAUGAAGGAAAGCGUGUUAAUGCUGGCAUCUUUUGAAAAGACUGCAGACCAUCUCUUUGAUGCUGCCUACUUUGGACAGAAAGAUUCUGUGUGUGGUGUUUCGGAAUGCAUCAUCAUGGGGAUUCCAAUGAAUAUUGGAACUGGACUUUUCAAACUGCUGCACAAAGCAGACAAAGAAUCAACUCCUCCUACCAGGCCUCUGAUCUUUGAUAGCAAUGAAUUCCAUAUUCCCAUUAUCACAUAGCACCUGGGCACAGCCCAGAAUAGUAAGAAGCUGGGAUAUCUUUUAAGCCAACGUGUAUGAAUCUCAACUCUGUUUCUGAAAUAGGUUUAAGACCUGCAACUUGGUACAUGGAACAUUGCAAGAGUUGUCUGACUUCUUCCUCACCAGUUGCAAUACAGACUUUUUUUUAAAGGAGUUAUUUGCCUAUACUACAGACAAGUAAAUAUUGAUCUGAAAUUAUUUUCAAUUUAACUGCUCUUUGUUCUUAAUAAGCAAGAAUUUUCCAUGCUACAAAAAUAAUACAAGCUGUAUACUACAAAAAAAUAAAAAUAAAAGUAGUAACACACGGGCUGGAAGACCAUAGGAAUUGUUAACCCCUGACACAAAUAACAAGGCAGUGCAGUAGGCAGUUAGUUUCCUGUUUUGUGUGCCAUCACAAAUAAAACAUCCACUUUCUUACACUUUCUCAGCUUCUUGAUACAGGGAGGUGAAGCAUUUCCAAUACAAAAAUACAGGUGCAGUAUCAUUGGUAUAUUUUUAUAGAUGUAAGCUGUUGGACUGCUGCCACUAAAGGAUCAUUGGCAAAAUUAGUUAACUAAUUCCAGAAGGCUACUAAGAAGUAGAAGGCUAUCAAAAGCAGUCUCACCUUCUUCUAUCAUGCUUUUUCAUGAAAGAUCCCUAAAGUUGCUGAGUUUUACAAGACUUCCUAGUUCAUGUGAUAUGGGAAGUGAGGGGAAAGGUAGCAUUAACAACUUGUCUGCUAAAAAAAGGGAGAGUUUGGCUCAAAGAUGCAAAUGUGCCUUUUGUGCUGAACCUGCUUAUUGAGAUUGAUGAAGUACCAAGAUAAAUGGUGACAGAAGUAUGCUGGUUAUUUUUGCCUGAACAUUUUUUUUUUCUUCACUCUCUCAUUUCCUUAAGGUUAUAUCUUUUGUUAUUCAGCUUGAUAGGAGAAGUAAUUCUGCUUCCAGAAUCCUGAUGUUAGGACUAAAGAGAAACUACAUGUAAAACAUCAUUUUUUUUUUAGGGAAGGGAAUGCUGUAUUUGGACGAUAUUUGACUUUGAUUGAACUGAGGGAUAAUAGGACAGCUAUUAAUCAAUAUUUUGGUAAGGACAAGAUAGUUACCACUAUACUUUCUCUUUGGUCCUUUAGGGCUCCUAUACAUACAUGUGCAUGGUGCCUGCUGUGAUGCGCUGUAAUUCCAGUGCAUCAGUACAGACUCAAGUAAUCUAGUCUGCUGGAGCAUGGAAAUUAACAUGCUCAAGCACCCUCCAGCAUCAUGUGCAUCAGCAUCCACAUGCUGAAAAAUGGCAACAGGGUGCUUUAAACUAAACUGAAGCUCAUUCAGCAUGCUUUAGUUCAAAGCUCCCUGGUGCUGUUUUUCAGCACGGGGGUGUUGAUGCAUAUGACGCUCCAGAUGCUUUUAAUUAGCACAGCUCUUCAAGUUGUUCUGAUUAAAGCCCUCCUCCCCCCACCAGCAUCUCCCAGAACAUACAUUUUCAGUCUGAAGAGUAUAUAAAUGCCCUUAGACCAUGAAGGCUUCCCUUAAGCAUCUGUAAUUGGAAAAUCCUGGUAAUGCUACUGACUAGUCAGAAGAAUGAGACUCCAAAAUGUAAUGUUUUAUAUUUUGAAUUUACAUGAUAGACAUUUUGGAAAGUGAAAUAGCUGACUAUCAUGAGGAAAGGGUAUGUACCUAACUAAUGCACUGUCUCUGAGAUAUUAGAUCUGGAUGAAGAUAAAAGUUGAGCACUGAACAUCUGAAAGAUAGACCUGUGGUAUAACAAGCUGCUUUACCUUUUAUGCUCUCUCACUAUUAUCUAGUGUUUUAAGUUGCUGCUCAUUCCAUCUUAGCUAUUUUCUAGGCUCAGAUUUGGUUAAGAUAUUCAAAGCAACCAUUUGUGAAUGUAGGUAAGAUAUAUUUAGAAAUGGCUUUGAAAGGAAGUUGCAAUAGUCAAUAUACGAUUAAUAGGAAUGAUGAAUGAGCUCUAGAAGGUUUGUCAUAAAUCCCUAAGGCAUGCAUCCAUUGUAUUUGCUCAAAUGCAGGGAUAUAUAUUAAUAGAAGCAUAAAGAUAAAUGAACCUUUUGGCAGUUUAUUCCAGAAAACCAACUUAUUUCUGUUCAUGUAUGAUGUUCUUGUAUAUAAUAGAAAAUAGUGUACCAUCAGAAUACUUGAUUCCAGUAAAAUACUGUGCUGGUGUUUUGGUCAUUUCCAUUAGUUCUUCUUAUCCUUAAGUGCUAUUUAUUGCUAUAUUCUCUUAAGGGUUCUGGUACACUGAGGAUUUUUAUGGAAGUUACAGAGUGGAAAGUAGAGCUGGCACUUCUCUUUGAGAGAGAACUGUAUGUGUAAAAAUGUUUUUACAAUUUCUUUUUUGUAGUAUAACAGUUGUUAUACUGCUGAAUUGCUUAACUUGUGUUAGUUUUAUUUCUCCAAAUGGCUGGUAGAUUACUAAAAGUUAUUUGAGGCUUUUACUUUUUUAUGAAUAAAGUAGAAGUAGCAAGCUUCUUUUCAUGAAUUGACAUGAAAGAAAUGAGGUAAGAUGGUAUUAGAACAGUGCCUUAUCUUUAACCUGUUGGAAUUAACAUAACUUUCUUCCCUUCCAACCUAUAGAAGUCCUCUUCAAACUGAAAAUGCAUUAAAACUAUUUUUGUACUAAUGCAGUUUCUGCAAAUUUAGCCUGGUACAUUUAGGGAAUAAGUGUAAAAGCUAUUGUUUUUGUGGUUAGCAAUGUUGCUUGGAUAGCAAGAGGUUUUCAGAUGGCUUUUUAAAACUUGAGAUGCUAUGGAGAACAGGCUAAGAGAGUACUCUGAAAUGUAAUGGCUAUGGAUAAGACUGCAGAGUCAUAAACCCUGAGAAGAAUUUUGGGACUGACGCAGACUGUGUGCGCCUUUAGGGGUGAGUCAGCCUCUGGGAAAGGAUACAUGUGUGCUGUUAUUUCUUGUAUAGCAUCUGAUAGAAAGAUGCAGAGUAGUGUUUAGAGGCCAGCCUUAUUGUCUCCAGAGUACAAGUUGCAGCUGUGGUGACUUUUCUGUUUUUGAUUAAUCAUCCUCCAUCUUCACAAAAAGACCUAUGUGUAAGUCAACAUAGCUACCCUAAAAUAUGAGCAACCUUGGAUGAACUGUUGUGACAAAUGGCUGUCUAGAUUCAGUCUGAUGCCUAGACUCAGUAUGGUAGGAUCUGGUACUAAACACAUUGCAAGUACAUCUUUUUUUUAGAAACUAACAAAAUACAAACCUGCAGAGUAAGUUUGUUCAUCAGUGUUUUUGUGCUGUCUGCUGUAGCCUUUUGCAGACUGGUAGACCUAUAUCAAAGUUGUGUUGUAUUUUUUUUUUUUUUUUUUUAAUAUAUAAAAAUAUGACGCUGGAAGAAAAUUGAGAAGAAACCCUAAUGAAUCCCAUUAUGUAGAUGAUUGUAGCAUGGAAGAUUCUUGUGAUUCUGUUUUGUGUUGUGUUGCGGCAAAUAAAGAUUUUUUUAGGAUGUUUGAGCCUUGUAUUGGAACAAAUGACUGCCUCCAGUUUUAUGUAAAUAUACAUAAUAAAAUUGACUAUUUAAACUA
Molecule: messenger RNA, 7820 nt
Organism: Alligator mississippiensis (American alligator)
Lineage: Eukaryota; Metazoa; Chordata; Crocodylia; Alligatoridae
Gene: POLR3A
Product: RNA polymerase III subunit A
Exons: 31
Coding region: 117-4289 (1390 amino acids)
Biological process (GO): DNA-templated transcription
Molecular function (GO): DNA-directed RNA polymerase activity; DNA binding
Source: RefSeq, a predicted model, not a curated record